Molecule: messenger RNA, 2133 nt
Organism: Solea senegalensis (Senegalese sole)
Lineage: Eukaryota; Metazoa; Chordata; Actinopteri; Pleuronectiformes; Soleidae
Gene: sult2st3
Product: sulfotransferase family 2, cytosolic sulfotransferase 3
Exons: 6
Coding region: 146-1009 (287 amino acids)
Biological process (GO): sulfation
Cellular component (GO): cytoplasm
Molecular function (GO): sulfotransferase activity
Source: RefSeq, a predicted model, not a curated record
AUGCAACAAAGAAAGUGGGUCAGUCAAGAGCUCAGGGAAACGGCAACAUAGACAACAGGAGAGACUUGCCGACUAGCUGAUAAGAAGACCAGUGAGGUAGGAGCACUGUACUGCCAGUCUCCCAUCAGAGCUUUACACACCGACCAUGACCUCUCCCGAGUACAUCUGCUACCACGACCUUCUCCUGCCACCUGAGGCUCACUCACUGGAGAGCCUGGAGUUUGCUCAAAAGUUCUCUGUCAACGACACUGAUGUGUUUGCUGUGACUUACCCCAAAUCAGGUACGGUCUGGAUGCAGGAGAUCCUACCACUGGUGCUGAAUGGUGGCGAUCUGACACCAAUCCAAACCAUUCCUAACUGGGACCGGGUUCCCUGGCUGGAGGAGAAAAGAUUAGCGGUAGUUGUGGAUCAGCUGACAUCUCCACGAGCGUUGGUCACCCAUUUACCCUACCACCUUAUGCCCCCGUCCUUUCUCAAGUCCAAGGCCAAGGUGAUCAAUGUCUUAAGGAACCCAAAGGAUGUCAUGGUUUCGUCAUACUACUUUCACCAGAUGGCCGCAUUCCUCGAAGAUCCAGGAACUUUUGAUGAGUUCAUGGAGAAAUUCCUGACAGGCAAAGUGAUGUUUGGAAAAUGGACAGAUCAUGUGAAGAGCUGGAGACACACAGCGCUUGGAGACAGAAUAAUGUACAUCACAUAUGAAGACAUGGUUCAGGACCUGCCCGCAGCUCUCAGACGAAUUUCAGAUUUCCUUGGCUGUAACCUGAACGAUGAAACUAUUCAGAAGAUAGCCGAGCAUUGCUCUUUGAAGAGCAUGAAGGCCAACAACAUGUCCAACUUCAGCCUGGUCCCGAAGCAGUACAUGGACGCAACCAAAUCUCCUUUCUUGAGGAAAGGUGUUCCUGGAGACUGGAAAAACCAUUUCACCUCGGAGCAACUCGCCCGAUUCACAUCCGUCAUUCGCAAAGAGAUGGAGGGUGAGAGCUUCUCUCUGCCGUGGAGUCUGGACUGACCAACAACCAGAGGAAAUACAGAGAGGCUGAAAGAUGGUGGUAACCUGGUGCUAAUUGAAUCAAUAUCUGUGAAACUUUAAAGGUCCAGUGUACAAGAAUUACCCCCUCUUAUAAGUGUGUCAGGAAACUACGGUGUUGUUUGGGCUGCUGUAGAAAAUUGUGUCGGCCACAGGACUAUGUCCUUGCCUUAAGUUCCUAUAAAAGGCUUAUAAUAAAGCUACGGAAAUCAAUUAUGCGCUUAUGCAAAGAUACGUUCUCCCUUCUAAAUGUUACACACUGGACCUUUAAGCAUAUACAUACAAAGCACUUAAAUUUUCUAAUCUUUGCGCACACACCAAUCAGUGAGAGUGAAUUUACCCUGUGCACAUAACCCGUCUUUACACAAACCAUUUGGGAAUAAAUAAACGUAGCACACACGUCUGUGCUUGUGAGCAAUGGGGGUUGGGUACCUUGAUCAUGGACAAUUCAGCCCUUGAUGUGUCCUUGGAUUUGAACCAGCAAUCCUCCUGUUACAUUCCUUUUUACACAGACACCUUCAUCCGGAGACCAGAAGUCCCUUUUGUUUUGGAAGGAGAGUGUGACCUUCAGUCUGGUGCCUUAGAUCACUCAGCCUUUUCUAACAUACAAGACAUCCUCAAAGCCAGUUAGCAAGUCGAGGCAUUAACACAUUAUGUAUUAAUACAUAAAAUGUAAACAAUAUUCAGAUCAUUAGAGGUAUUGAUUAGAUACUGUUUAAUAUUUGUUUACCCCGGUUGUGGAUGCUGUAUCCACAAACGUUCAGCCUAAUGUAUUUUGAUGCCACAUUAUAGUCUUACUAUUGCAGAAAUGCCAGAAAAAUAUAAUGAUAUGUUUGGUACAUGCUUUUCAAAAUGACUAAUCACCUGCUGCAUAGCUGCCUUGGAAUUGCUUAAUAUUGUUAUAUGUGUUUUUGGUACUAAUUACUUUGUCUUUGAAUACUUAAUACUGUUAUCCGAUGCAGCACAGCAAAUGUUGUUGCAUAAUAAUGGCAUGCUAAUAACAUAUCGACCUACAAAAAUGUUAAUAAAAGAGAAUAAAAAUGUCAUGAAGAUAUCAUGUAUUUACAGUCUUCUCUGACCAUUUGUAUUAAAGUGUUUUACAAAUA